UAAUGCUUUAAACAACUGUUUGUUGUUAAAAUACGGAAAUAAAAUACUUAUAUGAAAGGCCACGAGUAUAAAUGUGCAUGAAGUCAAACUUAACUGUGUCUUUUGCUACUUUUGUGAAACGGCAGUUGGCUAACCUACUUGCUCUCGAGCGUUAAUCAUUUUAGUUGUCACCGUAUCCAAAAAAGUCCAACACGAAGCUGUGCAAAGUUUAGUUCACAUUAGCAUGUAAACUAGGCUGCUAGCUAGGAUAGCUCGGCUAGGAUUUGGGAAGUUCAAAGUUGUGUGUACAAGUACACACGUAUCCUGUGCUGUCACGUAAGGAAUGAAACAACCGCUCGUCUACUGUCCUAACGGAUACGUUGUUUUCACCUCCUGCCGUUAACCGUCGACAUGAACUCGUAUCACGUCUUGGAGCUGGUGGGAGAGGGCUCAUUUGGUCGAGUUUACAAGGGAAGGAAAAGAUUUACCGGCCAGGUGGUGGCUCUGAAGUUCAUGCCAAAGGUGGGUCGGUCUGAAAAGGAGCUGCGCAGUCUCAAACGAGAGAUUGAGAUCAUGAGGGGGCUUCAACAUCCAAAUAUCGUUCAACUCUUUGACAGCUUUGAGACUAAAACUGAGGUUGUGGUUGUCACAGAGUAUGCAGAGGGUCAGCUGUUCCAGAUCCUUGAGGAUGAUGGGAACUUACCAGAGAGCCAGGUCCGUGAGAUCGCCUGCCAGCUGGUCUCGGCUCUGUAUUAUCUACACUCCCAUCGCAUUCUUCAUCGGGACAUGAAACCACAGAACAUCCUGUUGGGGAAAAGUGGGGUCGUGAAACUGUGUGACUUUGGGUUUGCGAGGGCCAUGAGCGUCUCCACCUUGGUGCUGACUUCCAUCAAGGGAACGCCACUGUACAUGUCUCCUGAGCUGGUGGAGGAGAAGCCGUAUGACCACACUGCUGAUCUCUGGUCUCUGGGCUGCAUCCUUUAUGAACUCCACACGGGGGCGCCUCCGUUCUACACCAACUCCAUUUUCCACCUGGUGCAGCUCAUAGUGAGGAACCCAGUCAAAUGGCCAGACACUAUGAGCGACACCUGCACGAGUUUCCUGAAAGGCUUGUUGACCAAAGACCCUCAGAAGCGGUUGUCGUGGCCGUACCUCCUGAGACAUCCCUUUGUUGCUGAUGGUGUUUUAGUGCUGUCAGACACAGGCGUUUUCAGCCCUCUGACAGUCACACCCACCCCAGACAUGAUGGCGCUGAAACUUCAGCAAGUGGCGGCAAAGACGGUACCGACUCCUGGAGGGAGCAGAUUAUUGCGGAGGGCCAGGAAACAGACAGACGACGGCAAAACAGGGAAACCGGCAGGCGGUGAUGGUGCGAAAAAAGAGAAGGACGGAGUGGGAAAUGAUAAGGUCAACUAUGCAAUAACAGCAGCAUCCCCGAGAGCCAAGCCGUCUUCCAGUGAGGUCUCCGUUACCUCAGUACACUCGGUCAUGACAGCUGCCAAUCAAAGUCUACACCCAAAGACUCAAGCCUGCGUGAAAUCCAAACACAGGGGUCAGAUCAGCAGGGACUAUGAACAGGAGUUUCCCUCUGUAGAGGUCGGGCCGCGACUAGUGCAGGGAUGCAGUGCAGACAGCCGGACCACACUGCACAGGCAGGAUGUGGACUGUGAGGAUUAUUGGGAGAAACUUGCCCAAGAAUCAGAUCCGAGCAGGCAGCAGAGAGAACCGUUAAAUUACAGUGCAGUUAUACCUCAACUGAAAUCCAAGAUCCUGGCAUUUAAAGCUCAGCUGACAGGUGGCGUUAUGAAAGAACCGUGGCGGGUUCACCUCCCGCUGAAGGUCUUGCGCAACCUGAUUGUGACCUCUGACCUUGAUAAGUCGCAUCACGUUGGUCAUGAACUCCCUCGUGUCCUCUUUGACCUCGUCCGUGAUGCUGUAGAAAACUCGCACGUCAUCAAGCAGCCAUGGAGUGUCCGAGCAUAUGGAGAAAUGAUUGUUGUGCUUCUGAUCUACUGGGAGAAGCACUGUGACUGGGUGGAAGAAGAGCACAGACCAGAAGAGUUCACCAAGCCUUUCAUCACAAUCCUCAGUGAACCAGACCUCGUCCCUUUGGCGCAUCUGGCUGCCUCUGUUUUGUCUCUGUUAACACAACACGAUGUUCACGUCAAAGUGGAUAUGGACAAUCUAACCUCCUUGCUGAAAGAACUGCUUUUGGACUCCUAUGAGCCCCAACUCUCUCUCCCCUCUGGCUUUGGACUCUGUGACGGCGUCCUGUCUUUAGUCCUGCACACACUCUCUGAGCAGGAAAAUAGCUCUUCAAGUUUGGACCCAGUAAUGUUUCUGGAUUUAUGGAAAGCAAUUGGCAGUUCACUAGCCAGGACACCACCAGGCACAGACUUCUGUUCGGCAAAUGGGCUUCAUUCCUUUUUGUCUACCGCGCUGUUCAUCUUCACCGAGGAUCCACACUCAUGCAUUGCUCUGUUUUCUGAGCCCGAAUCAACAUGUGUGUACACUCUGGGCCAGCUGCUGGGCACCGACUGUCUUCAUUUGUUUGCUGAAGGCCGUCCUGGGAGACUCGAGGUGGAUCCGGGUCCUGACAGCCUGUCUGUGUUGAGCUGCCACUUGUUGUGCUUCCCGUUCGCUCUGGACCUUCCUUCAGACGCCGUGUCCGCGAUUUUACAGUCGUACGACAGUUGUGGAAUAGUGGCGAGCCUCCUGCAGGUAAUUCAGACUCUUCCUCCUGCGCUGUUGGAGCUGCCUCUCUCCCUGCUGAGCCGUUUGCUCCUGUGUGACCCCGAGCGCUCCAUUUCCUGCCUCGGAAAAGACGCUCGUGGUUUUUUCGCGCCACCGAGGGACAGCCAGCUCGCCGCCUCCAAACACCAGACUCCGCUGCGCAGAACCGCAAGCUCCCUGCUGGCUGACUUUCUGCAGCUGGAUGUGCUGUGGGACUCUGCCGUGGAGCUCUUAACUCUGUUGUCCCAAGUAGCCCGCUGUUGCCCCCGGCCCGCCCGCCUUCGGCUUCACCUGGAAGCCUCGGCGCUGCGCCAGGCGCUGGCUCACUCUUGUGACCAGAUCAGGGCCACCACAUGCAGACUUCUAGGAAACUUAGAUCCAUUCAGGCCUCCCACGCUGCACACCUUGCAGCCUGACAUUUUCAAAAGCAUGAUAGAGUGUCUUCACGAUUCCUGCAUGCCUGUCCGACGUAUGGCUUGCAGGGCGGUUGGGAACUGGUUGGGAUGUAUGGCAGCAGGGGCAAGGUUUAAAACGGGUGGCAUUGACAGUACAGGGUGGGGCGAAGGGAAGGCACACAAUGAGGCAGCAGGAGAUUUGGCUGUUAUAGUAGAACAGGGAUUGGACGAUGAGGAGGGGCGCAGUUGGACAGAGGAAGCCAGGAGGACGGCGGUGCCACUGACGUCUCUGAUCACUGACCCCGAUGCCUUCACGCGUCGCCACUGUUGUGCAGCCCUGGGAAACCUGGUACAUGUCGAUGGAGCUGUAUCCCUGUUGUUGGCGGAGCACACGUCCAGCCUGCUCCUGAGAGCUGCGUGCAUGGAUUCCCAUAAUGCAGUGAGGCAAGCAGCCAUAGCAACCCUGUGCCUGUACAGCGAGCAGGACGCAAUACGUCAGGUCCUGAGAUCCCUCGACGCCAGUAAGAAACUUCUUCAGGCUUCACAACACGCAGCUCCACAAUGUGACUAUCACCAGCUCAUCGGACAGCUCCUCUCUUUAUUGUCUCGCCUCUCAUCCUCUUCCCCGAGUCUUCCGUCCCCUCUCCUCUCUCGUCUCCUCCCGCUGCUCCACUGACCUGGGAGAAGUGCUUCUCUCUCAUCUUCACCUCCUCCUCCACCAGCCUCAGCCUGUGGGCCGUCUCGUCCUGAAGCCUCCUCUCGGCCUCCUCUCGCCUCCUCCGCUCCUCCUCCAACAUCUGCCGCCGAGACUGCACCUCCCUCUCCUGGGAGCGUCGGGAAAGGAGACAGAGGAACAGAUGGAGACAAGAGAGGAGAAAAAUAACACGGGCAAAAGGGAGUCGGGGAGAAUAUGUAAAUGGUAGGCAAAUAUUGCAAUACAAAGUGAGCGACUGUCAGAGGAGGCUCAUGAGAAUUCAGGUCCCAAUCCAGGGUUUUGUAAAAUAUAUCCCUCAAGUCUGGGUAAGCUUUGCUGAUGUAAAAUGAUCCUUGGCAGCUUUCAGAUACUUACAUACAGGUCUACUUUGUUUCAACAUGUAGAAAUAAUACAAAGGUAAACAAACUACUUACAACAUCAUUUCACCACACCUUGAGCUGAGUGAAUCACUUUUUUAUCUAUUAAACAGGAGAAACAUGAGACUCCUGCGAGAAUUCAAAAGUAUUGCUCAUCAACUUUCAGGGGAAUUAGUAAAUUCCGAUGAAGUAUUUCAUACAAAUUGUGAGUUUAUUGCAUUGUAUUUUGAUUAUUUCUCAUUUGUAUACAUUUGCCAUAUAGAUAUACGUAUAUUGAAAUUUAUGAUUUUAUCGAUAAGGCCUUUCCUUAAUGCCAGCAACAAAAAUGUAUGGCCAUAAAAUAAUGUCAUCUAAUAAUGUUAUUAAUAUUUGCCAGAAACAUAAAUAUUACUUUUAAGUGUGGGUGAGUGAGGGUACAUUUUAUACUCUCCUCUGAAACCAGCUUAAAUAUGUUCUCCUCGUUACACCAGAGGUGAGGCACGAACAUCAGUUUUAGCAGUUGACACAAGGGCUGCAACUAACGGCAAUUUUCAUUAUUGAUUAAUCAGUAAGCUGGUUUGUUUAUAAAAUGUUUAAGAAGGAGUGAAGAAUGGGCGAAAAAAUAUCCCACAGCCCAUAGAGGAUGCAUUCAAACUAUUUAUUUUAUUGGACCAACAGUCCAAAACUCAAAGAUAUUCAGUUUACUAUCAUAUAUGAAAGAAAAGCAGCAAAUAUUCACAUUUUAAAAACUGGAACUAUUAAAUUCGUGGCGUUUUCGCUUGAAAAAUGGCUAAAAUUAUUUAUAGAUUAUCAAAAUAGCUGCUGAUAGAUUUUGUGUUUAUUGAGUAAUUGACUAAUCGUGUUGAAAUAUGAAAUGAGUCGGCUCUGUGAUGGGAUAACUGAUGAUAACUGAUAACAGUCCGGUACAAUAGAACUCUGCAGCACUAAAGUACGACACUCACUCGGUUCUCCAUCAGUCUGGCUUUCUCCUGCUGCGCCUCCUUCAACAUCUUCUCCAUCUCCUCUAUCCUCUGGGCCUCUAACCCGGAGGCACUACAACACACAGAGGGAAGGAGCGUCUGAUGACACGGCCACGACUACACUUUGGAUGAAAAACGGUAAACAAACACACACACACACACACGUGCGUGGAAACCAAACCCUGCCGGCAGUAAGAGAUGGAGGAGGCGAGGUUUCCUCCAUCAACACCAAACGGAGCCUUUCAAUCCUGAACUUCACGAAAACACUGAAAACUUGGUUGGCAUGGCAACAGCCAGUGUGCUAUAGUCACGGGCGCACACAUGUAACAAAAAACAUGUCACGGGAACAAAGCGCAGUGACCCUUCUCCUGGGAGACGGGGGCAGACUUGAGUGUUCCCAUGGAAACAGAGCCGAUUGCUCAUUUUCCAGUCUCUCACCUUUCGGGGGUACAGGCGGAGUUGCCAGUGGAGACGCUGGUCUCCAUGCUGUCUGAGCUCUCCAGGCUCAGGGUGUCGUACGCUUGGCUGCCACUCGGCGGCGCCUGAUGAUGCAGGAUGGAGUGAUGGACUGUCGGAGGCAGAUCUGUGGGAGCAGAGACGGCUGUCACAGACUCACAGUGCCCUCUACUGACACUGUCAACUCAUUGCUACUGGUUGGUUAUAAUCACAUCCAAAAGCAUGUUAAACUAAGGAGAUUGGUGGUAUCCAUUCCCCCAGACGUAUGUUCUGAGUGAAGGCCCAGAUGUGCUGAAUAGAUGAGACGGGCUGAAGGAAUCACCUACCUUUGCUCUGCAGAGCCAACUUUCUCCUGGAGUCCAUGUCUAAUGGCUGUGACAUCUCUCUCAGCAUUGACUGUAACCCCUGAAAAACACAUCGAAAGUAUCACAUGUGUAGCUACAUAGAAGAUUUGUUUUACAAUUUCCAUGUGUUAAACGGAUGUGCCCACCUUGGUGGAUGCAUUUUUCUCAUGAGCAGCACCACUGGGGUGGGGCAGUGUGCAUGAUGCUGCCUGCGCAACCUCACCGUCUGAUUUGGACUUCAAUAGCUGAGAGAAGAACGACAGAUCGAUUUGGAGAGGAAGUUUAUGUGCUUUAGCUCCCCCCCCCCAAAAAAAAAAAAACCUUACCUCUUCUACUUGUUUGUCCUAAUGUGGAAGACAUUUGUUUGUGGGUUUUUGACUCAUCUGGGCAGUUGUGGGAAGUAUAUUUACUCAAGUACUGUACUUAAUGUUAGGUUUUUGUACUUUACACAAGUAUUUAAAUGUUCUGCUACUUUCUACUCCACUACAUUCAUACCUGGUCUUUUUCUGUUUCUCACAUCUUCAGCUGAGCCCAACAUUGAACUUCACUAUUUGUCUAUAUGGAGCACUCUUUAAUUUAUUAGACUUCCUUUUCCAGCUUGCAAUGUUUCUUUUUUUGCAGGAAGUUAUAACAUGCUUUACUUAAUGCUUUCAGGAUAAAGAACCCAACUGAUGAUAAGCACAAUAUUAGCAUCUGUCAGCGACAAAUCAAAGCAAAGUUCCUGAAAUUCAAGAAAUACUGCCCUGUCUUGUUUAACCCACUAGAGGGCCUCCAAGUCAUACAAAUAUGGACAGUCUGUGUGAGGAUCGCAAUGCAAUGUGGCCUGCUGUUAGUGCCCUUCAGCAACACACAGCGAGAAAGAGUGGAUCAUUUACCUGACUGUGUCUGCGUGUGGAAAAAGACUUUGCAGGCAGUGGUGGUGGAAAUGACUGAGGCUCUCCAGCGGCCAUGAUGUCCUGGUACCAGCGCUCGAGGUUAAUAGGAGGCAUUGCAUUCCUGCUCAGCUCAGGCUGGCUCUGAGGUGAUGAAAAGCGUCCAGCCAAAGAGGAGAGGGGAGCAGCACAGCACCAGCAUCAGUGACAGAAGCAACAAGCAGGUAGGAAAGAUACACACGAAACAGUCCUCGCAGCAAUAGUAAUUGCUCAGUGGAUGGCUGCAGUGUCGGAAAAAAUUGAAAUGGUGUCGUCGGUUUUUAAAAGCCAGUUUAGAGAGAAUAACAAACCUGCGCAGAGAGAAAGGAGGAAGGACCACAUGCAGCUGAGUGGCACGAGAAGGUGGAUUCAGAGGAGGCGAGUUGGAAUGAUGGGAUAGAGGAAGAAGAGGAAGGGUCAACUCUCUGCAUCCCGAAGAUCUGGCUUAACUGACUGACUGUGAUGUACUCCUUCACACACACACACACACACAGCCAGUCAAUGCAGACACAGGAGACACACACACACAUACAUUUACAGAACAGGUAGAGAGAAGAAAGAGGAAACAUAGGUUAAGAAGCCUGAAUAUUUAAGAAGGAUCAUUUGAGGUAUUGCAAAUGUGCGUAGGUGGGUUCAGUGUUUAGUAGGCUGACGAGUCAGAGGAACAGAGGGUAUGGCAGAGAGCAGGCGGGGGGUGUCUACCUCACAUGGCAGAGCCGGACCUACAGCGAAGGAGAGGCAGUGGAGAGCAGCAGGAGAGGAAGAGUGAGGUUGCAUAGCAGCAUUUCCAUACAUCCUAUAGACAUCAGCGAGCCUGAGGUACUCCUGCAGCGACAGCCAGAACACAGGGAUAAAAAUGAGGCAGGCGGCAAUAGUCGACACUUAGAAAAGUCAUGCAGAGACGCACAAAGCGAACACGUGGGCAUCACAACUCACUCGGUCUUCAUCUUUGAAAUUAACAUGGAUGGCAGUAACCAUCCAUGUUACUUAAUGGUUACUGCCAUCCAGUAACCAUCAGUUUAAUCAGCCCAAAGGUCAUCUUCCAAGUUUGUUUUAUUUUGCAUCAUCUACUGCUUUAAUUCUAGAUAGUGUAACCCUAUAAGUUGGAGAAUGUAGCAACCGCAAACAAACAUAAUAACAUAACUUUCCCCAACAACAAUUAAACUGCAUUGCUGUUGUUUGUGAGUAUUUGCAAACCCAACAACAUGCUCGUUUUUUAAUAUUGUAGAAACGGCAGCACAGGCAUUUAUUAGCCAUUUGUUAGGUGUUGUUACACAGAGGAUUUUGUCGAGGAUUACCUCUUGUAGCCUAACAGGAUAAAGUUCAGGGGAGGGCAUGUGAGAGGAGGAGAAGGAGGCAGAGGAGGGACAGGGGCUAUGAGGAGGACCGUCCACAUGAACAAGGUCAGGUUCGCUGAUGUGUAGAAAUUCCUGUUUAAAAAGUUCAUUUAAGUUAAAACUAAAUCCACUUGAAAGGAGGUGUUUUUGUUGUUGUUGUACUCCUCCUCUAGCUUAGUAACCACAGAUGGUUGUGAGAUCACGUCUCACAUGUUCCUGCUCACCUCUUUCAUGCUGCUGUUGGGCUUUGGGAAGUUUCUCCCUCCUGUCACGGUGUGGUACCUCGUCUCCAGGGCACACAACCUGUCUUGCUCCUAAAGGGCAAAACCAGCAUGGACAUAGAGGCGCUUUCACAGCUUGCCAUGCAUCGCUAUCAUGAAUUAAAUACAUGCCUCCUGCAGGACGGGUUUAUUAACGGUGAAAGGCUAACCUUGUGUAGCAGCUGCAGAGCCACCGUCCUGUCCUGAGCCAUCCUCUCACAGUCAUAAGCCGCCUGUAACCCCAGCUGCUUCACCUGUGCUUCCAUAGCGGUCACCUUCUCCUGCAAAUCAAACCUGGAUGUCACGCUGACAUAAACUCUCAACUCGGUGAUCGUAUUUUACACACAUAUACGUAUUUUCUGCUACAAUGGCGUCCGCACCUUCCUCUUGGCCACACUGCAGUGGUACUCGGCUUGCUCUUGGUGAAGCUGCGAGCUUUGAGUCUCCUUCUUCUCCUCCAGGCUGCUCUCCUCCUCCAGCUGGCAGAACUCCAGCUCCUCAAACUGCUUGGUCCCAGACUCCAGAGCUUCAGCUGUCUGUCCACGUACAGAUACACAUGCAGGUUAUUCACACUGUUUGAAGUCAGGCAGACAGAGAUAUCAAAUGAUAUGACUUUCAAUAUUUGGUUUCUUAUUGUUAACAAAAUCCCAUGAAAAGACCAAAACCAUCAAUGAUUAACUAUUGUUUGUGUAUCCAAAGCUGGACAUAUCUUAUUAGCUUUCCCUAUGAUGAACACAGACAUUGCUGCUGUAAAUACUCACUACCACAUAUUUAUCCACGGUUGAAAAUAGUCCCCAUCAAAAGCAGUUUACUCCUUUUUGAGUAACGUUUUGCUAAAAACUACAGUACUUAAUUGUUGCAGAUUGAAAACCCCUUUGCAAUGUAUCUAAAUUUGCUCAGGUUGCUGAUGGUUUCUUCUGGCUGGAGAGGUCGGAAAGUAUUGAGGGAUGGACUGACACAUUCUUGGUUUUGGCAUUUUCAUGGGAUUAGUUCACAAUGAGAAUGAGAAUGUAUACAAAAUACCAGCCUUGUCCUUUACUGUCCACGAUGAAGUAGUCAAAAUGUUAUAGCAUUAAAUCUGACAAUAAUCUGCCUGUAAUCAUUAAGUGUGCGUAUGUGAAUUGGAUCAUUCAUGGUAAAAGGCAUGCAAUUUUUUUAGAGCAGAGCUGUUAAUGACAUUAUUAAUUAUUACUAAUUGCAUUUGACAUUUCAAGCAUCCAGAAUGAGGGGAGAGCAGAGAUUAAGCAACAGUCUAAAAGAGCUGCUGGAGCAGCAAAAGCGUUGCUUACUGUUUAGUUACACUUAUAACCUUAUAUAUAUUUUAGAUAAUGAGGGGCAACAGCAGAAAAAAAAGAGGUAAAUGCACUGUCGGCACACUUAUGAGUAGCUCUGAGUGCUUCAAAACCGAGUCAGCGUUAUGUCUGUGGCCGUUUCUUGUGCAGCUUAUACACAACUGUGGUAUUUGGCAUAUCAUAACUCACUGUUGCCAGCCAGUGGGCUGCGUGAGAACACUGACCCUGCUGAGCUGCUCCUGUAACUGUUCCCUUAGAGACAAGGGGCACUUAUCAAACUGCCUCUUCAGCUCAUUGUACUCAUUCCUCUGCUUUUCCAGGGCCUUCCGCUCAGCCGAAACAUUAGCCCUCCCCUAAAAACACAUAGAAACACACACGAUUGGGUCCGCAUUCACACACACACACACACACACACACACCACCCCAGGGAGAAAAAAAAUCACAGAUAUCUCAAAUCCAUGCAGCCAAGCUAACAGGCCAGAGCAGUUAGAGUAUUAAAGGGUUGAAGCAGAAGUUAGGUUAGCAGGUGUGUUAAGAGGUCGCAAUGCUCCACACAUUGUUAAAAUGGGAGAAAAAUAAACAGGUACAUGCAGAUCUGAAUCAACAUUUUAGUGUUGGUCACAUCCAGCUGAAAGCCUCAUACAUGUAAGGAAGAUUUCCACUAUUUUCUGUCUAUUUAAAAAGCUUUAAAAGCUUCAAAGAGAAGAUAGUUUGUGCUUGGUGUUUUAGGACAGACAGCUAAUGGAUAAGCAGUGCAUGUCAGUUGACAUCUGAGAAAAAGAUAUCGAGACUGUUCGCAUGUUCAAACGCAGAUGUUCAGGAACAUUCACGUGCAAACUGCACUUAGAAGACCAAUGGCUGUAAGCAAGCCGACAGCAUUUACUGUAUUGUUUUUUUUUUCCUGGGUGCCCACCUUGUCCUUCUCUCUCUGGGUGGCCUUGUCCAGCUGGCUGAGUUUGAGCUGCAGCUGAGAGAUGAUUUCAUUUUCAGCCUCCACCUGCUCCUGCUCGGCCCGCCUCUCUGCCUGCAGCAGGGCCUGCUCCAUCUCCACCUAGAGACACACAUGGAGUCAGAAUCUGCGAACCACCUGUCAAGCUCACUAAAUACUCAAGCUGCAGCUCCAGUUCACUGACUCUGUGCUUCAAGUCAUCAACCCUGGCCAAGAUCCUGCUCCUCUCCUCCUCCAUGUAGACCUGCUCCUGACCGGCUAACAGCUCUUCACACUGGAACAUAUACAUACAACUUUGUUUUAAGAUGUUUUAAAACUUAAAACAUCUUUUAAGAUCAGACGUAAUCUAAUGCAUGCCUUCCCGAAUGUGUUUAUUACCUCUUGGUGUGUGCUCUCUGUGCUGCUGGACUCCUCUCUCUGGGUUUCCUCAUCGUUCUCUCGCAGCCUCUGGGGUCUGUCUACUCCCUGAAGGGACAUCCCCCCCGCUGUGUCCGAGCAGGUUGCUCUGGCGCCCCCCAGCAGCCCGCUUCUCACCACCUCAGCCAGCUCCGCAGCACUGUCCUCGUGAUUAUAAUCCGCACACAGAUGGAGGAUGGUCUCCAGCCUCUGUCGCUCCUACAGAAGAGAUGUGAAACGCUCAGUGCUGCAAGAAAAUCCCAGUCAAGGGUGUAAUUGCAACUGUGGGGCAGUAACAAGAUGGUGAGAAGGUAAGGUGUCAUCGGUUUUUGUCAAUUCAUCACGAGUUGUGCUGCCUACAUAUUAAAAAACAACUGACUUAUUUGUAAUAACAUGCUUGUGGACGUGUCUACAUGUGCAAACAAUAACAUAGAUUACAGAGGCUGUCAGUACAGAGAUGUCUGGGCUUCACAGACUGUAGAUUACCAUGGAGGUUAAAACGAUGUGGAGUAUCCUGAUCUUAUUAGCUCCUCUUACACGUUAGUCACGUUAACAGGGUAAUGGUGCAGCAUGAUUAGGCAAUUUAACAAGCUCUCAAUGAGUUUUCUAAUGUCCUAUUCAACAAGGACAUUAAGAUAUCUAUGAAAUAAUUGGUGCAUAACUUAAAUGAGCAAAUAUAUCAUUUUAAACUAGGUGUUUGAUAUCCACCCAUCCCACCAACACACACACACACACAGGUGUUCACCUUCCAGCAGAGGUAGCAAGGUGAUGGCGGUGCUCAAGCGUCCACUCCCCAAACUAACCAGGUGGGGGCGCUCUGCCUGGACUUUCAGGGACUUGCCUGUCUCAAUCAGGUCUAAAGGUGUGCUCUGUCAAUACAAAAUCAAUAAAAAAGACCCAUUAUUUUAUGAUUCUAAAACUUCGUUACUUUCUACACACAGCAUAUUGAUUUUACACUUCUUAACACACAGUAUCUGUCUGCAAAUGUAUGGCUGAACAUGGUAUAAUUAUAAUAACAGACAGAGCAUAGAAAUGAUAUAUAAAGGUAGAUUUGUCUAUUUACUGCAAGCACGGAUUGGUAGAUUCAUCUGUUUAUUGAUUUUGUUGCUAAACACUUUUAAGUCCUUACACAAAUCAAUCACUCCUCAGUUAUAUUGAGUAACAAGCUGACUCACAGCAGAUAUAUAAUAGUAAUAAAGUCAGUUUCUCAUGAUUUAGCACCCCAGUUAUAUCAACUGUAAAUCGUGAUUUGAUAAAUGACUCACCUGUAAGACCUGAUGUGUCUGUCUCCCAUGUUCCACUUUAUUCCUGCUCACGCGCUCCAUCUCGUCUGGACUGUCAGAAUUAUCUGACACAUGAAGAUCCUGAAGCAAACACACAUGCAGAGAGAGAGAGAGAGAGAGAGAGAGAGCAAGGCAUGAAUGGGAGCUCUGGGAAUACUGCUAGUUGUACUACAAUGGGAACAGUGCUUUCCUUAGCAACCUCCUGCCCCACUUGUAAGCCCAUGUGACCAAACCAUUAUACUGGGUAAUUGUUUCACCAGACAAAAUGAUCCAUCUAGAAGCUGUAUGCCUCAAUCUAAGAGAGAUUACUGGUUUCCCACAUUUGACAACAGCCUGCUAUUGUGUGAGUAUCAUCACAAAUGUACUUUUGAGAUGGAGCACAAGGUAUGAAUGAGCUCUGCAGGUCCCUCACACAUCAGGGGUCUGAUCACCGCUCACCCGGCCCACAAUGAGUCACUGUGACUCACAUACACAUCUUACAAACACACACACACACACACAUGUUUGCAGACAGAUGCUGCAGAUUUGAUCCAGCUGUCUGCUCAUCGCGGCUCACAUGAGACGAGAGGGAAACAGGACCAGACGGACCUCAAACAAUCACCCACAGACACAUACGCAGCCCAGAUGACUCACCAUGUUUUUCUACUAAAAGCUGGUAUCCGCGUCUCUCGCUAUCGCCCACAUGGGUUGCUUGUCCUGGCAACAAUUUAGUAUCAGCUCAGCAUUCCAAGCCAAACUGAAAUAGACACAACUACCUACUAUCGAGUGUUUGUUGUGUCUACCAUGACCAAACCUAAAUUGCUGUCGUGUUUGACUGUUGAAAUUUCAAAGGAGAUCUCUUUACUUUAAUGAUCUGUCUGAAACUGAAGUUUCUGAAACUCUACUGGAGGAACGAAUGCCAUCUUUCCGAAAGAUAUUCCUGUAUUUGGUGCUUUGAUGGCGGUGGUGGAGUAAGGUGUCUGACUGUGUUGAAAAUCGUUUCCACUGGGUUAACUAUAAGGUAAUAGUAUAUGGUUCACAUUGCGUUCAUACUCCUCAAACCGUUCAAUAAUCUGUUUCUCAUUUAUUCUGCUUUUUCCUUUGAUUUCACACCUUUCUGUAGGUCAGGAAAUGACCACAUCAGCCCAUUUGCACAUCAACACAUGACUGUUGCAUCAAAGGCAAAUGCCUGGGCUCUUUGUCGCUCCAUGCUGACAUCACCGUUCAAGUCAAAUUCUUGAAAAAACAAAGAAGAAUUUGCCAAAAACCAUCCACAGCUGCUGUGCUCCCACUUUAGCCCCGGCUGAGACAACAGGGCGUUCUAUCCGCGUCUGAUGUCACUGCGGACGAAGCCGCCGCAUGAAACCACACAUGUCUGACAAUCACGUCCAGUGUGUGGGUCUCAGAGGACCCAGUGGCACGGAGAACAGACCGUCCCCUCUGUUCACCGUUGACACUGGACCCCUCACGCCUCUGCCGUCAGCCCACUGGCUGUCAACACUGGCCCUCUUUGAGCCACGCAGUCAGACACAGGACAGGACAGUGGGCAGGGUAAUGUCUCUCUGGCUGUCUGACUCACACACACACACACACACACACGUGCACACAUAUACUCCCGCUCCCACAAGCCUCAGUGAUUGAACGUACACACCCAGGCCAGAGAAUAGUUUUAGUGCUUGCAAAUGCAGGGCCUUGCACUGUAACCUGUGAUUAUGGGGGCAGUUAUGCCCUUCAGAGUUGCCAUGAGCUUCUGAAAAUAGACACCGCCAGCCACACGGUCUGGGCUGCUGCUUUUAAAGAGAAAUGAUUUCUGCUCAGAGCGAACACUGACAAAAUUGACAUUUAACAUGAUGAAUAAAAUUAAAUAGAGUGUUAUUUUUAUGAAGGAUGAUAUAAAAAACAGGCAGAACACAAGUUACAAACAUAACAGUGCAGCAAACACAGUCAACAGUUUACUUACUUCACUGACAGGCAUGCAGCUCUUACCAUUACUCUACUCUUACAGAGUCCAGACAACAGCUAGAUCCAUGAGUUUGUCUGAAGUGUAUUUAUCCACAGAGCAGCAUCCACAUAAUUGUUUAUGUCUUGCUCCGAGCUUUCUUCAUUCACUCACUGAGUUCUUCUGCUAUUUCCCUCCUCCCAACCCCUUCUCCUCCCUGAGAGCAGAGUUACAGAGGGGGAACCCGGCAUCGGCACUGCCCUCUAAAAUGUGCUAUUACAUCUCACUAAAUUACAUGGUUUUUUUUUUAUUGACUUCCUUUCUCUUUCCUUUUUUGGCAGAUAAACCCUAUGAGGAAAGAAAAUCAACUCUAUAUUAAGAGAGGCGUUGGUGUCAAAGUCCAGAUCCUCCUCAGAGAGUCCCUGAGAUGUAUUCCCUCCUACAGGAUUUCCAUUGAUUGAAAGAUCAGCUGGACCGCACCAGAUGAUCAGAGGAGGAGGCUGGAGACCAGACCCCUUCAAUGCCGACCAGUGGGAACCCUGUCACCCCGCCGCUGUGCACUGCGGUUACAGCUUAUACCCACGUUGUCAUCGCAGAAGCGUAGCACCCACCCUCCGGUUCCCCCUCAGGUAAACACUGUUAGCACUGACAGCACGGUUGCUGUUGUUUGCACUGUUAGCACCGUUAGCUGUUAGCACCGUUAUCUGUGAGCCGCCGGCUGAGAUCCGUUUGGGGCCAAACUAUAUGAUCUGCAAUCCGUAUUGAACACCUUUAAAAGUAGGUUUUGUAGACUUGAAAUAAAUUAUUUUUCACUGAGAUAAAUAUACUGUACUGUAUGUCUAAAUGACUGGUGAUGGCACAAAUUCAACAAUCCACUACAUUUGACACAGUUUCCAUUCCCUGACCUUUGACACGCCCGAGAUGAUCAGCGUGCUCCUCUUGGUUGGCGUCUUCCGUGCUACUUUGGAGGCGGACUCUGUCAGCUGCCGGAUGGCCGUCUCUGCAACAGGAUCCAGGCCAUUAGAGAGGCGGCUGCUCUCUGAGCAACAAAAACACAAACAUGUCACGAUAAACAAACAAUCAGCACUAUACUAGUAAACUGCAUAUAUAAAAAGGUGCACAUUAUUGAAUAUAUUUCUGUUGCAGUACAAGUCAAUUAGAAAAUGUAUGCUUUAUCAGAAAUAUACACAAAGAGCCCAUUGUUGUAUUGUAUUGAAAUACAGAAAUCAUAUAUGUCGUUAGAUCUGUCAAACGUUGUCUAUCGGGUUUAUCAUACUUUUUUGCUUUUUGCUUUGGAUAAGCAAGAAGUUUCUCUGCGUAACCCUGUUGUGAAACUAAAUUAAGGUUUUUUGAACAGGAGUUCCUAUCCCGAGAGUGCAUAAUGUGUACUAAAAAUUGCAUUCCUCUUAUCUUGUGUUACAACGCAGCUUGCUGCUUAUCCUACUUUGCAUUUGUUAUGUAAAACAACAUCUGGCCUUUCAGUCUAGAACUCACUGCUGAGGUUGGGGCUGGGGCUGGUGCUGCUUCUGCCAUCUGACAGGAUAGUGGGUUUCCUCUCAGUCACCUCCACUUUGGACGGCGAACGCAAAGGGGAAUCACCUAAAAGGCAUCACAAAUAUUUGAUGUCAUUGUUUAAUACCGACCACAACAUUCUUUCAUAUCUUCUUGUACACCUAACCUGGCACAAUGUAAUACUUUACUCUGUGCAUGUACCUGGACUGCGGUCCAGCUUCAGUCGAGACUGGACGGUCGUGAUGGUGGUGACUAUGGUUCCGUCUGGCAUGAUGGUUCGGUCCACAUCGACUUUCUUGGUGGGGGUGAGUGAGGAACGAAGCGGCAAAGCAUUGUGGGUACUGCGGGCCUCCUCUGUUUCCACAUACAGCAGCUGGAGGAUUAAGAAUAAUCUUCAUUUAGCUAAUAAAGCGUAACGUGGGGGUGGGCACUUUAUUAACGAGGUGGCCAUUUAAACUGACAUCUGGACCUGCCGGGGAAAAUUUCAGACAACUUAUCAGUGGAGGCACAACAGGUUGCAGGAGAGGUACAGGAAAACAGGGAGUGUACCAAUAUGAACUGUUAGCCUGCAGAGAUGAAGCAGAUGUUCAUUCAGAUGUCGUCUUUGAUGAAAUAUGUUGAUAGCAAGAAGUGGAAAAAAAAGGCAACAAGUUGGCUGAUGAAUAGGUCAGAAGAGAUCUGAGACAGCAAUCACAGGUAUGACAAUGGACUAUGUAUCCGCUGUUAUGCAACACUCCCUCUCCUUCUGUGGUGAAUCUCUGUUUCGUUCCAGCCUGCUUGACGUUAGAUAAUAACGUGUGAUGUAACUGUACACUUCAAAGCACGAGAAUGGCUUUGAGAGAGCUUUCCAUUAUUUUCACAGAAAUGAGCUGCAUCUUGUUUCCCACCUCUGCUGUGACGGUGGCGUUGGGUGCCAGGCCGUGGCCGGGGCUUAUUGACAGCGUAUGCUGUCCAGUGGGAACUUUGCACCGGAGGUCCACGGCGAUGCAGGCGUGGCCAGGCAGGAAUUCUAUCCAGAUUUAAAACAAAAACGAAAGUCUUAACAUAGUUGUACAAAAAGCGUGAAAGCAGUUUCUUUUUUGUAGUUCUGAGGCCAUAAUGGGAGCAUCUCCUGACAUUUUAUACACCCUAAAACGCUAACCAUUACAGUGAGCCUGCCAACAGUGCAUUUGGGGCAUGAAGAUUUUGCUUAAGCAGUCUAAACAUUCCUGCUGAUCAGGUUUCUCAGACGCAGCCAACACUAAAACGCUAUCGAGCAAUGCCUUACGUUCCCUUUUGCCGUUCCGCUCCAGAAGUCUUACUCUCAGCUCUUUGGUCUCUAGGCCCGGCUCUCUUCAACACAAAGCAAACAACUGUGUAAGAAUUCAAGUAAAACCCCACUAUGCAAACAGUGUGACUUCUUCCUCAAGCGGAUUUUUCCUGAAAAACUUCAAAUCUUAAAUAAUAUUCUAUAACAUUAAUAUUCGUUGGCAUGAAUGUACACAAUCAUGACUCAAUAACUGCAGGUAGGCGUCAUGGCUGCCAUCUUACAGAGUGAUUUCUUCACUCCAUUCCACCGGGGCGUUGGGGUUGCUGGGCGCAGGCAGGAAGCAUGUUGACCUCUCUGUGGAGGGUUGGUUCAGGCUCAGGACACAGCACAGCUCCCCCGAUCUAGACCACUGACCUGAAUGCAGAAAGCCAGACAGUGAGACCUCGGCUCUCCGCAGGAAGCUGGACGGACAUGAUCUGACGCUGAGGGAAAAUGUCUGACCUUUACUUAAGGUCGCCCUGAGCUGCCGGAGCAGUAGUCGUUUCACUAAGACACUCUGGGAAACAGAGUUCAAUCUCACUGAUAGAUGGUCCAUGGGAGCCUGGGAGCGUGCAGACAAAGGGUGACGGGUACAGGUUCUAUCAUUUAGUAUCCACUCACAGCAAUUGAUUUGUUUAAAAAAAGAUCCUUGUUAUUUACUCUUAUUGCUGCGAAGGUAGCACAACGCAUGUUUUCUCACCAGAGGACUGGAUGCACAGGUCUUGAGGUUGAGGACCAUGGCCGGCUGAGUGCUGAACAGAGUAUCCUCUACCAGCCCCUUAAUCGUGUCCAGGUCUGCACCCCCCUCAGUGCCCUGAGAUGAAAAAGAAGCAGCUGAUAAUUCUCUGAUGAUAAACCAAAGCAUGGGAGGUCAACAAACUCAGCUAUAGACACAACUGGGGCUUUUAAUGCAUUUGUAUGCCUGAUAUUAUCUUACUUAAUAAUAUAUAAUAACAUGCAAGAUUAUUAAUGAUAAUAAACAUAAAAUAUCCAAGAGGAACAAACAGACUUUAACUGUUUGCUGUUGCUGUAAUCUAAAAGCCAUGUAGUUUGUUCAAAAAAGCAGCUUUGGAGGAUUGAACCAUUCAUACCCAGUGGUUAUUAUAUAUUAUAUAUAAUAAUCAGUGGGUCUGCCCAAUAACUGUCUUCAGUAGUAGUUCAAUUUCUUCUGCUUAAUAUAUGUUUUUAUGUUACUUUACUGGCGUUGUUAAAUGCUCGUUAAUGUAAAGAUAAUUAUGCAUUUGAUAUGCAUGCAACCUAGUUUGUAAACUGUAAACGGGUUGAGAAGCGAGGCCUCUGCUGACCAUAUGAGACGGACAUAUCAUAUUAGUGGUGUCAGUAUCCGAUAUUCUCACUUGUCUCUGCAGCUUGCAUGGAGACACGCUCAGAGUAAAUGAUGGCUGCUUGGAAAGAGUCCAGGACAUCAGCAGACCCUCGUCCUCCACCUCCUCCAGACACACCACCACCUGACGGAGACCGACAGCAGGUUAACCGUCAUGCUUUUACGAUAUAGUAUAAGAGUAAUAAUAUUAAAGGAUUAAACGUGUAGAAUUUCUCAUUAUUAAAUAAUCACCACACUAUUUCAUUUUGAUGAUUUAGUAAAACAGGACUCUUCCUAGAAGAUUGUCCGUCUCUGCUAGCUUCUACAAAACACUUACAUAAUAAAGCAACAUUUGUAAGAAGCGAACAAGCAGAAAACGCUUUAUUCACAAAAGUAAAAGUUUGUCAUCAUGCUAGAUGGUGUAAGGAGGGACGCACAGUUGGGAAAUCACAUGAUUAUACUCUUCCCUCUAAGCUUCCCUUUCACCGUCCAUUUCUGUCUUCCACCGUGACGAUUUCCCGGGAAGAUUAAGGCUCCAUUUACAGUCGUGGGAAACAAAAUGCUCUGUGUCCUGUGCAGUGUUGCCAACUCUUUUCCAAUGAAAGUAGCCAGCACUACCUCCCAAAACUGCUAAAAGUCACCAGAUGACGUCAAAGGACAAUUUGCAUAUUGGCGAUGUGAUGGUGUAUUAAUUUGCAUAAAGAUGAGCGUUUUUUUUCGGUUGCAGCGACGGUGCAAGAGGAGAGGGAGAGAUCCUGUGAUGUUGGCAGAAUAACUAGUCACUGUGUUUAGCAUGGGGAAUGAAUUACAAUAUAAUAUAUUUGAAUAUAUUUCGUGGCAUUUCCCUUAUGGUCUGAAUAAAUUGCUAAAUGUGUUGCUUGUAGUAAACUCUGAGUGAUCCAGUUGCUCUCUGACUAAUGAUAAAUGGGUUCUUAGUUGUGAUAAAUACUUGCACUACUGAAAUAAGAGAGGCUAUUGAUUGUCAUGAAUAGUAAAAUAUACUUAAGACUCUUUAUUUAAUGACAGUGAUGGCGGGAUUACACGUGAUUCUUUACAUUUGAAUAACGAUGCAAAUGAUGCUCCUGAGAUUCUCAUUUGUUUUGGAGGCCUGCCCUCAAAUGUGCAAAUUGCAAAAAAUCCAUGUGGUGUGCUUUCGUACCUUUGCCACCAUUGGUGCUAUAGUGAUCUGAUAGGUCUCCAUGGAAAUGGCAGCUGGUGACUGCUGAGUGACCGUCACAGGAAACGUCACUGUGUCCACCCAACAUUUACAGUGUAAAACCUGUAAAACAAGAAGAGGGCUGUCGAAGGAAAAUACAGAAAUGGCGGAAAACGUUCAUGUUUUGACACAGAAAAUGUGAUUUUUUUUUUGUCAUGUAUUUCCCCAAUUAAAAUAAACUGGGUGACUGGCUAAAUUAGUUAAUUAGUUAUAGCUGUAAUUAACAGAGACUACGAAGAUCACGUACCAUUCGGUGUGCCGAUUUGUCAGUGCAGGUCACACUAUCUAUUUCAGAGGCAGCAGUUAACUGGAGACUGCUGUCAAAAGUGAUCUGGAUGGAGCUCUGGGAGAGACAGAGGAAGAGAACAAAUGUCCUAAAUAUUACAUAAGAGAAAGAGGAGUGACUAUCAGGGAUGACAGAAACGACUGUGCUGCAGUGAUGAAUGAAGCCUUUAAUGUAGCUGGGAAGCAGUUAGUCACCAUCCUUAUGGAUCUUUACUCAAUUAGUAUGCAAAUAAAUGAACUGCUGCAUUUCAUGAAUUUUAAGCAUGUUUGGUAUCAGACAACUAGGUAGUUCAUUGAUCUUUGCUCAGAGUGAUUGAACUCACAUAUGCUCCUGAUCACCUCAUCCACAUGCUAAUCACACAAUGCUUCUGCUUCCCUUCCACAGCAACCUCACAAGCUUCGCGGGAACAGAAAUGUUCCUCUUGGCAAACUUUGAGUCAAGAUUAUUAAUUAAGUCUCAUGCGGAAAAUGUACAUGAAUCAAUAAACAGACUCUUGUAAGGUUCUAUUAUGUGUAUGUAAACAAACAUGAGGCUAUUGUAUUUACCACGCAUGACAAAGCACAACUGUGGUUUUAAGUCCAGGCAGAUCUGUGGAUAUGUGCACUCAGAUGAGCACUGACAAAGGGUGGCAAGUAGUAUGUUCAAGUUAAUAUGAGCUUCUGUCAUUAUGCAGAAGUUGUGGAUUGAUCAGGCUGCUUUAGCCCCACAGCAGCGUCCAUUAUGAAGACUGCAUCAGUCAAUGCUUAGUCAUGCUUACAGCAAGGCAGCUUUCACUGUUGGACUUGGUAGACACCCCCUAACAAAAGGAAUCUCAGUUGUGAGAAAAGAGUCACCAGAACCGCGGCAACACCAGUGGCCUACUAUCACUGUGUGUGUGCCAGAGGAUCUGUUUCAAUAGACGGCUUUCGACUGGCUCGAGAGAUGGAAGUGAGAGAAAACAAAUCCCCUAUUGUUAGGGCAUAUGUUCCUCUAGCUCCAAGUCCAAUCUCUAUCAAACACAGCAGUGGAGGCGGGGUAGAGGUGGGAGUAUGAUAUAACAAAGUUUGUGGUGUGUGUGUGUGUGUUUGUGUGUGUGUCUGUGAGCAUGUGCAGGCGUGUUUGUGUAUGUGUGUGUGUGUCAGUGUUUCAGCAAAAAGGGCAGGAAGCCAAAAGCAAUGCUGCAACCUUACGUAGGUUCCCUGGACCAACACUGCAGCCACAUGACUAGAGCGUACUACCGGCUGUGUUUACUUCGGUUGGUUGGGGCUUCUAAAACUGCUCAGUCACCCAACCAACCGUUCAUUACAUCCAAAGUGCAGAACGAAUAUGAUGUGAGAAAUCCAUUAAUCACAAUAUUCUGAUUGUGUGUGGCUCAUAGAUCGGCAUUACUAAAGGUUUGUGUCACAGCAGUCAAACCCCACUGGCAUCUUUUCAAUGAGGCAAAUUGGAGUCAGUACAAUGUUGUGAGCAAAUACUCCUAAAUGUCAGUAUGUUUUUUUGGGAUACGCACAUUCCACAAUAAUGAGCACGAUGAGAGCAAAAUAGUGUUACGUUUUUAGAUUUGUUUUCGGCAUUUUGCCUUCAUUAGUUAUCUGAUAGUGUAGACAUAAACAGGAAAUACGUGGGGGGAGAGCGUGUGGGAUAUGACCACAGAUUAUAUAUAAAUAUGUAUAUGAAUGUGUAUGUAAAUAUUUAUAUAUACUCUUUAUAUACAGUUUAUGACAUCCACAAAUGUCUGUAAUGCUGAUAUGGUACACAUCACCACUGGGCCACCAGACGCUCCCCAGUGUUGCCCUGUUUUUGCUAUUUUUAAGCCUAAAAAGCCUCAGGUCCAGAUCACAAUUUAUGACAAGCCACAGUGCAUUUACAGCACAGAUUUGUGUUUUUUUUAUGUGAAACAUGGCAAAGACAAACGAACACUUUAUUUUUUUUCAAAUCACUUCAGGACACACAGCAGCACAGGCUUGCCAAUAUGUGUCAGUCAAAAUCUUGCGUGCCUGAAGGAAGGUUGGGUCGGUUGUUGUUUCCACUGAUAUGCUUUUAAAAUCACUUUCUAGGCUGAACUAUAAUCCAAGCAUCUUAUAUUUAUCUUAUAUUUAACAUUAUUAAGCGUACAUGCUUGUAAAUUAGAAUGGCAGCCAUUACCCAGUUUUAAGGUCUGUUUUGGACCCUGAAAUUAAAUAUGGUUGGACAUUUUUAAAUAUGAUUUACUCAUUUGGUAAAGCCUUGAAUAUCUAACUAGUUUAUGGUUUUCUAUUCUUUAAAAGGGAGUCCACUCAGAUAUUUGGCAUCCAUUGGCUUUUUAGGUAGCCAUCUGGUGCUCUGUGGUGUUGUGCAUCCUCCUGGCAGAGGCUGCAGAGCUAAUUUUGUCAUGGACAGGGCAAUGCUAGCAGCAUGACCUCUGAUUCGUCCUUGUGCAACACUGCUGUUCGACUGUGUGUGUGUGUGUGUGUGUGGAAGGUAUUUCUGGAAAGACACUGUUCCUGAGGACAUCCAUGGUGUCACUUCAGGUUUGUCAGAGUCACCCCCUUUGGGUUCGCCUGGCUGAACGCCUCUGAAAAGCAUGUGGGUCAACCAGAAAUACCCCCCCCCCCCCGUGGCUUUUGUUGACCCUCAUCCUCCUUUCCCUUCCUUUUCAGUACUGUGUAUCUCAGGUUCAGGCUACAAAAGGGUACAAACGUUGUGGUGUCGAAAUAGCUAUCCAACGUUCAUGUUUCAUAAUUCAUAGCAUUCUAUACAUUUGGCUAACACAUGCUUCAUGACUUUUUUACCCAUAGUACCAGUGCGGCUGGAGGGGCUGGAGGGCCAAAAGUACAGUUUAUAAAAAUUAUAACGAGAAGGAACAAGACUGAAAGUGAAGCUUCUAUGUGAAGCAUUUAGAAUUUAGCUUCACUUUAUAAUUUUUUUCAGGUACAAAAUUAUAUUAGAAUAAUGCGCAAUGUGUGUCUCCACUUUAAAUGCCGAGUCAGAGGAGCCACCUUGUAGACCAAUGCCUGCCACGGAAAGUUUGUGUUGUUAAAAUAGAACUUUGUGGUGAAGUUCAAUUUCAUCAACGGCUGUGAGUGACUGACGUUAGUUUCCUGCCCUGUCAUUGCAAAUGAGUGCUGAGUGCUUAACGUACCCCCUCGUUAAGAAGAAAUCUACUUGAGCAUAAUCACACAGCAUUAAUCAUCUACCGGCAGCUCACAGUCAGAGGGGAGAAGUGAACUGUGGCCCUCAAGAUAAUCACCAGGCUCUUUAAAAUUGCAGAUCUUGAAUGGACAGGGAGCUUCCUUCCCUGCAGAUGCACACUUGUGUGCUCUAUUAGUCCUCCUCUACCACCCACUGAACCCAGUGACAAUGGCUUGCCACCAUGUGUCAGCUGCAGAUGCACACACGGUUUGCGAUGCUGUUAUGAUUUGCUGGUCUGAAGAGGCCAACCAGUUCAGUCCUUCAAGCCUCCUCCACGAAAUACUCGGGCCAGAAACAAGUGAGCCGUGAAACAAGCCGCAUCGUGGGGUUACUGUCCAAAAAGAGCAGGAGGUGCUUUUUAUGCUUCUGAACAGAUUCAGGAGUCUAUAAUCUCUCUGUCUGAAAGGCUCAGUGGAACCACGGUGUGCAAACCAAGCUAAUCUGUGAACGCACACAGCUAAAUCAGAAUUAUGCUUAUUUUGACUUCAUAAAGUGUUCAAGGGUAUACAAGUAAAUUGAAUGAACUAUCGUGACUCCAUGGAAAUCACCACGUGUACGUGUUUUUUGUUAUUGCAGCAAGUGGGCAUCCUUCUAUUAACAUUGUCGUGGGGGAGGGGGGGGGGGGUGUCUAGACAUAUCUGCAAAAUUGUGAUGAAUCUAUCUCACCCACUCUGCUUUUUACCCUGGGGUAGUAAUUGUCUCCUCUAAUAUAUAUCUUAUGAAAGGCAUUCACCGUCUAUACAAAUUCAUCUGAGGAGGAAAAUACAAAUAUCUUGGCUAAAUAUCUUCAAGGCUGAAGCUGAAUGGGGCACUGCCACUAACACCAUGUCUCUUGUCCGUACAAAACCAAAUGACGCUUUAGCUUGUUUGCUGCUGUUUUCUAUAUUUAUGUAACAACCCCCCCCACCAUCCUGUCACGAUUCAGCCCCCCCCAGAGCAUUUUUUUGUCUUGUCCUGCUGUUUUGAAGACUGGAAUUUGGGAGUCAGGGUCGGGUCUCCCGUCAGGACGGAGUGUCGUCAUACAGCAUUCUGACGACACUCGACAUUAGUGUCACAACAUAAGCUGUUCUGAAAGCGAGUGCCGUUUACACGUCAGCAUUGCUGAGUUCCUGGCUUAUGCCGCUGUCUGCUGCAGUGAGCAGAAUAUUGACGAGGACAGCCGAAGCAGACCAGUUAUUCAAAACUACAGACAGUGACCCACUGGCACUUGUGAAAUCUUCAUAAUAAGAUUGAGAGAAGAUAGGUAAAGCCCCAUGAAUACCAAAUAGCCGCAGUAGAAGCGUUAAAAACAAAAGCAAAAAAAACUUCCUUUCCUGACUGCUGCUGAAAUAUCCAUAAUGUUCAUCCAUAUUACUGAGAACAGAAUACAAUGGCAUCUGUCAUUCGUGCAGAAAACACAGAUCCUGAAACUAAUAUCAUUUUUCACAAUGAUCCAAAGAGAGACUGUAUUAAAAACCAUUAUGUGUAUAAUUCUACAGAUAAUGGUGAUAUAAUGAAAUCAAAUCCAGUUUGAGUGUUACAUCCUUUGUCGCCUAGUCUUUGAGUCAGAUGUCAGAAGUCAAAAACACAGCUUUAUACUUCAAAAGAUAUGAAAUGCAUAACUUUGAUGGUAUAAUAUAUGGCAUACUCAUUUAUCUAAUCCUCAGCAAGAGAGCGAUGAGAAGUAUUCCCCAAAAUGUCCAUCCUUUAAUCACCUAAUCCUUUUGUCAGAAUAGUUGAUUCAUUUUCUGUCAAUGAAUUCAGCUCUACAUAUAAUUAUUUCAUGGAGGGUACAGAUGGAUAUUUGUACCAUGGAAGGUUUUGUAAUGUAACUUUUCUGCUGCAGUGUUUCAAGUCUUUAUUAUUAUUUGGGGUCUCACAAGGUGUUGAGUAAAAACAAAAUCCACUCUAAUGCUUGACCAAACAUAACGAGGUCUGCCGGGGGAAAGGUUUUUGCUGACUUGCCAACCUUCCAUGCGGGCUAAUUCAACUUGCCUUUUAUUUGGAUACAUUUCAACAUAAUUAUUUAAAGGCCUCUGUCAGCAUCAAUCUUAAAUGCUGCAGAAGUACUUAGGUUAAUUCUAUAAAGGAGUUGCGUGCUAAUCCCUACAUGAUGAUACUGAAGCCAUAUCUGGGUGCUGUGUUCCUGCUGAGAAGCUCAUGUUUUUGCUGGAUGUACUAACAUAAUCAGGAAAUGCAAGUUGGAGGAGAACGUGAGUCUUGGGGGAUUACAUUUUGGGCCAGCUGCUCUAGUGUCUUUUUUUGAAGUGGCAUGGCAACAUGCCCGGCAGGUGCUUAUUGUGUGUGAGAGGUGAGGAAUGCCAGGUGACUCGCUUGUGGGCACUUAAUACUUGCAGGUUUUUCCAGUCCGUCUUUUUUUUGUGAGGAGGUGAAACACCACAACAACAAACCAAGUUACAACUCUUGAGUGUAAACCGCACAGACCAAAGGACAGAGUCUACUGGCUAAUAUAACAUUGAUGUAUAAUGUUACAACUUAAUAAUGAACGGCGUGGAGGCCCAACAUGUGACCUUUAAGCUACAAGACGAGGCCACACCGGCUCUUAGACGGACUCCUGGAGGGAUAUCUAUUCAACUAGACGUGUUCGUAAUUUGUUAUUUCAAUAUCAAGUUCAAGGUUUCAUUAACAUCCGAACAAGUGAUUUGCAUAUGGCCCAGACACAUUUAGAAUAACAGACUGCUCUGCACGCAGACACAAUGACUAGCAGAUAUUUCCUUGUGACGAGUGGAAGCUGUCGGGAGGCUUUGGCUUCACACUCUCAGUUCACAAACUAAACACCACAUGGACAGACACACACUGAAUGCUUGUCUCCGUCUCCUUCCUCCAACACUGAGGCAUUUGCUCAGUCUGGAAAUUAUCUUACAAUAAACAUGAUAUACUUCAUCACUGCCAGGGUAAAAAGCCUUGUAUCUACUGUUUUUUUUUUUUUUUUUCCAGCAUUUCAAAAGCCUGAAGGUCAUACAGUCAUCAUAGAUGAAUCCCAUCGAGGAGCAUGAAGGCUUGCUCAUUCAGAGCUUUGACCCAGGUCCGCUGCCAGUGCUCCCUGAAGGACUUAAAGGAGAAGAGAGAGGUCAACAGGCCUUUCACCCCGGCCUCGGGCAUAGGUCCUCCAUCCCGGCCUAAGCGGAGCUUCAGCAGGAAUCCCCACACACCUCCAGCCAGGCUCUGGUGGGGCUGUGUGACGGGGAGCUGCUGCCCGGCUGGUCCCUUCCUGUCCUGCUUGUCUGCUGUCUUCCUGGAUCUCCACAGACGCAGUACGGUCAGCAAGUACUGACACAGCCAUCCCAGCACAAUGAGCAAGGAGGUUAGAAAGAGACCCACCAGACACAGCCAGCCCAACUCCUGCAGCUCCAUCAGCGUCUCCUGGAGCCUCUCAUGUCACCAGGUCCAGGUGGAAAUAUCAGGACUGUCAGUCAGAGCAGAUCAGCCCCCUGUAGCCUGUGAGUGGCAGCAAAAGACAGCCAGUCAUCUUGAUUCAAAGGGUAACGUUAUUAAUAAGUUAUAACUGAGGAAUAACCCAUGGAUGCGCCGACAUGGUGGCUAUGACCGCUUUAAUUGUAAUUUUCUUCUUUUUAGAUCACGUUAAAAAAGGUCACGUGUGUGUGUGUGUGUGUGUGUGUGUGUGUGUGUGCGUGUGAAGCAGAAGCCCAUGUACUGACACUGCGCUACCGUUACGUAUGUUAGAUAUGUGAGAAUGAAUCGUGCAUUAGCAAAGAGGACGGUGUUAGCGGACAAAACUCAGAGAACAAAUCGUGGCUCCAUACCAACCUACCGUUUAACUUAAACAGUCCGUGCUGCAGGCUGCAGGGAAUCGAAAGCAAUGCAUUGGAAAUGUGAAGCUGGCUUCAUGGCGAUAUGCAUCCAACAACUAAUGUGUUUGUCCCAUCUCCGAGUCAUCAGCGAUGUUUGGACCGGUGUCCCUCUGCAGACAUUUAUCGAUUCAGAAUAAAGCCUCCUCCUCUCGGUUUGUGCGUUACAGAUAUCAGUGGGUUUCAAUUCUCCGCUGGUCGUACCCUCCUGCCUCUGUAACCGCUCGUCAAUGAUGAUUCGACAAAGAGCGGCAGUGGCCCACAGGUGGCGCUGCAGGAGACGAGCACAAAGGCAAAAAGGAAGUGAAAGGCAGAGCCUUCAAAAUAAAAGCAGGAAACGUCAAACUUCAUUUUCAAAUGUUUCUUCUUUUUUUUUUGCACCCAUCCCACAAGUCUUGGUUAUCUACAAUAUACAAUAUCAACUGCCUUCUGAAUUAUCACACAAUCUAUCAUCACAAUCAAUUCAUCACAUGAUCA
Messenger RNA from Anarrhichthys ocellatus (wolf-eel), 27342 nucleotides. It is a transcript of the gene stk36, whose product is annotated as serine/threonine kinase 36 (fused homolog, Drosophila). The coding region runs from base 391 to 3783 and encodes 1130 amino acids. Lineage: Eukaryota; Metazoa; Chordata; Actinopteri; Perciformes; Anarhichadidae. The record is from RefSeq and is a predicted model, not a curated record. The transcript is spliced from 25 exons. Gene Ontology annotation, molecular function: protein kinase activity; ATP binding. Gene Ontology annotation, biological process: protein phosphorylation; smoothened signaling pathway. Gene Ontology annotation, cellular component: cytoplasm.